Cynara cardunculus var. scolymus (artichoke) is the source of this 1053-nucleotide messenger RNA. RefSeq lists its product as uncharacterized. The coding region runs from base 135 to 713 and encodes 192 amino acids. The record is from RefSeq and is a predicted model, not a curated record. Lineage: Eukaryota; Viridiplantae; Streptophyta; Magnoliopsida; Asterales; Asteraceae. The transcript has 7 exons.
UACGGGUAACUCUGAAAAGAUCCGAACUCGAUUUGGGGUUCGGCCAAAUUAACCCGGUCGCCGGCAGCUAAAUCCCCUCUCUUUGCCACCGGAGGCGACUGAACGCCUUUCUACCGUUUGCAAUUCCGAUCGUGAUGCGUGGUUUAACAGCUCAAUUCAGCUCCUAUUUGUGCAGAAGAAGACCAGUGAAUGUUCGAUCACGCCAAUAUUCGUCAUCUUAUCAUGAAAUAGAUGAACGAGCAAUGGAGGAGGAGGCUGAAAAGAAAAUAGGAUGGCUUUUUAAACUUAUCUUUGCUGGGACUGCAACAAUCGUUGGAUACCAUAUCUUUCCAUACUUGGGUGAUAAUCUGAUUCAGCAGUCUGUGUCACUUCUACACGUCAAGGACCCGCUAUUUAAAAGGAUGGGAGCUUCAAGAUUAGCUCGUUUUGCAACAGAUGAUGAAAGAAGAAUGAAGAUUGUGGAGAUGGGUGGGGCACAAAAGCUUGUGGAUAUGUUGGGCGCUGCAACAGAUGAUCGCACACGUAAGGAAGCUUUGAAUGCUAUUGCUGCCAUUGCUCGUGCAGAUGAAGCAGCCAGGGCUCUGCAAAGCGCCGGGGCAAUCUUAGUAAUCAUGGCUACUCCAGAAGCCACAGAAGAUGCUGAAAUUGACAAAUAUAAAGCGAAGUUGCUGAGUAGACUUGGAGAUAUGAAAUUUGAUGAAAAUUCGUCUUAAAAAUUAAGGUUGCGGUAUAUGGGACCAGGGGUGGAGCCAAGAUUUUUGAUGAGAGUGGUCCUUUUAUUUCAACCAGUUUUUAUGCAAAAUCACCCCAAGCACUUUUAAAGUGUGUGGAGUCGUUAGAUGUAAUAGACUUUUGCUUAUAUCAGGAGCUAAAGUAGCUCCUAAAAAAUUGUUAUUCAAAAAGGGGUAUUUCCAUGGGUUUACCGUUGUAUUGAAUGAUCCUGGACGGUUGCUUUCUGUUCAUAUAUUGCAUACAGCUUUGGUUGCUGGUUGGGCCGGUUCAAUGGCCCUGUAUGAAUGGAACAUAUGAAACACCUUUAAAUCCCUUUAUAAA